This is a messenger RNA of Spirometra erinaceieuropaei, 1017 nucleotides long. The record is from the annotation of a GenBank genome assembly. NCBI's taxonomy places the organism in Eukaryota, Metazoa, Platyhelminthes, Cestoda, Diphyllobothriidea, Diphyllobothriidae.
AUGCACCACUCGCCGCAGACCCAACGAAAAAAGCAAGCCGCGACUAUCAAGAAGAAAGUGAAUGAGCUUUCCCGAUUGAAGCUCAUAAGCCCCGAUGACAGCAGAUCUAUGACCCUCAAUGACCCCCGUAUCGCGCGUGCGUACGGCCUUCCGAACGUGCACAAGACAGAUGCGCCACUGAGGAUCAUUGUGCCACUUAUUGGAUCACCUACUUACAACCUUGCCAAGUGGUUAUACAGACACUUAAAGCACCUCGCAAAUGGAUCGCAAUACAGCAUCAAAAUUUCUCAGGCUUUCCUACAAAAGAUCCAAGGCCUUGAAGUAAGUCCUGACGAAUGCAUCCUAUCGUUCGAUGUUGUCGCCCUGUUUUCUUCAAUACCACAUGAUCUAGCGAUUGACAGCGUAGCCCGAUGUCUAGAGCAAAGUCCCAUUGGCAUUCUAACAGCACAUGUUCUAGACAUGCUUAAGCUUUGCCUCAAGAAUUAUUGUCAGUUCGAUGGCAAGUUCUAUCAACAAGUAAAGGGCACCCCAAUGGGCUCCCCCAUAUCGGGGCUGCUUGCAGAACUAGUCUUGCAGCGACUAGAAAGGGCUGUUGUGCACACCUUCGAACCAAAAAUGUGGCUCCGCUACGUGGACGACACAUUUGUCAUCAUAGAGACCAGGGAAGUUGAGCGAUUGCAUCAGAGCUUAAAUAGCGUCUUCCCGGCUAUACAGUUCACCCGCGAAGAAGCAACAGGAGAUACCCUCCCCUUCUUAGAUGUGAGCAUUCAAAGACUCAGUGAUGGCAAACUAGCGACAAGCGUCCACAGAAAAGACUCCAGUGCCGAAAUCAUACUUAACUAUGGGAGCAAUCAUCCUGCGGCCCAUAAACGAAGCUGUGUCCGCACUCUUUUCCAUCGGGCCUAUCGAAUCUGCAACAGUGAUGACGCACUUAAGAAAGAAUUGGCCUACUUACAUCGAUUGUUCCGCUCCAACGGAUAUCCUGCCAGUUUCGUAAAGAACUGUCUCAGACGCUAG